Molecule: messenger RNA, 369 nt
Organism: Zasmidium cellare ATCC 36951
Lineage: Eukaryota; Fungi; Ascomycota; Dothideomycetes; Mycosphaerellales; Mycosphaerellaceae
Exons: 3
Molecular function (GO): electron transfer activity
Source: RefSeq, a predicted model, not a curated record
CUCCUGCCAGCAGUCAUCGCAGCCCAACGCGUCCAUGUCAUUCACGUUGGAGGUGCCGAUCUUGUCUACAACCCAAACGCAAUCUUCGCUCAGCCUGGCGACCUCGUCUCGUUCAAUUUCCUCCAGAAGAACCAUACUGUCGUCGAAUCGUCUUUCAACAACCCUUGCGUUCCCCUCCACGAUGGCAUCUUCGCAGGCUUUCACUCUGGAUCGUUCACCGUCGAGAUCAAAGACACCAAGCCCCACUGGCUGUACUGUGCCCAAGCCAAGCACUGCCAAGCUGGAAUGGUGGCUGUAAUCAACCCACCUGCUGAUCCAAGCAAGACUCAAUGCACCUUCGCCCAGCUCGCGGCCAAGGCCCCUGCAAAC